CCCCUCCUACCCGCCUAAAGUCCGUUUUCCAACAUCGUCGUCGUCGUCUAUCAUCUCUCCCUCCAUAUAUAACCGCAGAAAACACACCUUUUUUCCCUCUUUUUCUGUUAAACUUUUCUAAAUCAGCGAAAAACCAACCCGUGUUACUUGCAAUCGAAAAUUCCAGAUUGCGAACCAGAGGACCCCUCUCGCAUUUACUGCUCUGAUCAGAUCUGCCCCCACUCCAUUUCUCAUUGAUUGAAAUUAUAUUUACGCGAAGAUGUCAACCGACAGCGACGACGAGGACGAGCUCCUUCAGAUGGCGCUGAAGGAGCAAUCCCACCGGGAUCUCAAUUACCAGCGCCCGUCGUCGUCCAAUCAACGGAAGCCGGUCUCGAAUUUCGUCCAGGCUCCCAAAACCGCCGGUUCCGCGAGGCCGGCGGCCCCGACUCAUCGCCACCAGAAGAGCAGGGGUUCCACCCUGGACGACGACGACGACUCCGAAGUCGAAAUGCUAAGCAUAUCGAGCGGUGACGAGGAAGUGAGCAAGGACCGGCCGCCGGCCAAAGGGAGAGCCGGCGGUGGUGGAGCGGGAAGGGGAGGAAAAGACGACGACGGGUGGGAUGGCGGGGAGCCUGAUUGCUGGAAGCGAGUGGACGAGGCCGAGCUUGCACGAAGGGUUCGUGACAUGCGAGAGUCGAGAACAGCACCAGUAGCUCAAAAGUUCGAUCCUAAGCCCAUAGCAGCAAUGACUAAAAAGGGGCUCAAUUCUCUAUUGUCAUUGCCUCGUGGAAUGGAGUGUAUAGACCCAUUGGGGUUGGGGAUUAUAGACAACAGAACAUUAAGGUUGAUCACCGAUUCGUCAGUUAGCUCGCCAUCAAAAGCUGAUAGAGAUAUAGAUAGUGAUCUUCGAGAGAAAUUGUUAUAUUUGUCUGAUAAGUUUGAUGCCAAGCUGUUCCUGUCACGGAUACAUCAACGCACCAGUGCAGCAGACUUGGAGGCUGGUGCUCUUGCUUUGAAGACUGAUCUAAAAGGGCGGACCCAGCAGAGGAAACAACUGGUGAAAAACAAUUUUGAUUGUUUUGUCUCUUGCAAAACUACAAUUGAUGAUAUCGAAUCAAAACUAAGACGGAUAGAAGAAGACCCUGAAGGUUCUGGGACUAAACAUCUGUACGAUUGCAUGCAAGGAGUCAAUUCACUGGCAGUUCGUGCAUUUGAACCUUUAUUUGAAAGACAGGCCCAAGCAGAGAAGAUCAGGUCUGUCCAAGGAAUGCUCCAGAGAUUCAGAACACUAUUUAACCUGCCUAGCAUGAUUCGCAGCAGCCUUAGCAAGGGUGAAUAUGAUUUGGCAGUUAGAGAGUAUAAGAAGGCGAAAUCGGUUGCCCUCCCCUCUCAUGUGAAGAUAUUGAAACGUGUUCUUGAAGAAGUUGAAAAAGUGAUGCAUGAGUUCAAGGGAACACUUUACAAGUCCAUGGAGGAUCCACAGAUAGAGUUAACAAAUCUCGAGAACACAGUGAGGCUGCUGGUGGAGCUAGAACCUGAGUCUGAUCCCGUGUGGCAUUACCUAUGUGUACAGAAUAACAGAAUUCGAGGUUUGCUUGAGAAAUGCUCAUUGGAUCAUGAAGCAAGGAUGGAUACAUUGUACAAUGAGAUGAAACGAAGAGCUCUGUUGGAUGCGAAGUGGAAACAAAUUCAAAAUGAAACUUCAGAUGUAGAUCCAGUAGAUCUGCAGUCGCUGGUUUUGCUUGGUGAAGAAGUUGAUUCUCUGAGGGGAAAGUAUAUCCGCAGGUUAACGGCUGUAAUCAUCCAUCACAUACCAGCUUUCUGGAAAAUAGCACUUUCUGUUUUCAGUGGGAAAUUUGCGAAGUCUUCCCAAGUUUCUGCUGAGUCGAAUCUCAGUGCAUCAAAUAAGGCUGAUGAAAAAGCUUUAGAUGUUAGGUGCUCGACUCAUUCUCUUGAUGAGGUUGCUGGAAUGAUACGCAGUACUCUAUCUGCAUAUGAAGCGAAGGUUCAUGGCGCAUUUCGUGACCUUGAGGAAUCAAAUAUUCUCUGUUCUUACAUGAGCGAUGCCAUAAAAGAAAUAUCUAAAGCCUGCAAAGCUUUUGAAGUGAAAGAAUCUGCUCCGCCUACCGCUGCACUGGCCCUCAAAACUCUUCAGGCUGAGAUUACAAAGAUAUACAUACUACGGCUUUGCACCUGGAUGCGGGCAACUACUGCAGAGAUGUCAAAAGAUGAAACAUGGACUACUGUAUCUAUCCUUGAAAGGAAUAAAUCGCCUUACACAAUCUCUUUCCUUCCUCUUGCAUUUCGCUCAGCUGUAGCAUCAGCAAUGGAUCAGAUCAAUCUGUUAGUUCAAUCUUUGAAGGGCGAGGCCGGGAAGUCGGAGGAUAUAUUUGCACAAGUUCAGGAGAUUCAAUUAUCCAUUAGACUUGCCUUCUUCAACUGCUUUCUGGACUUUGCAGGUCAUCUGGAACAUAUUGGAACUGAGCUAUUACAGAAUAAAUCAAACUUACAGAAUGGAUAUUCUCAUGACGUGGAAGAGAAAUUAUCAUCCAAUUCCACAGGAGCUGUUAAUGCCCAUCAAAAGUUGCUGAUUGUGUUGAGUAAUAUUGGAUACUGCAAAGACGAACUGUCACACGAGCUUUUCAAGAAGUACAAGUGUGUAUGGUUGCAAUCUAGGUAUACUAGACUCAAGUCCGUGACUAUCACUUUUGAGGGCUAGGCGUAAAUCUGCAUAAAAGGAAACCAUCAUAUUUCCACUGUUUGUGGUCAUAAAACUGUCCUUGAUAAUUUAUCUCUUCCAUGCUAUCCUACAAAUUAUUCAUCAUAGUCUGAACAUCUUCCAAAAAAAUAAAUGAAUUGAAAUUGGUUGCCUAACUGAACUAGCUCAGUGAUGCAUAAGGAGCACAUAUUUGCUUCCAAGCGCCCAGCAGUGUGGCUGCUGUGCUGUUAUUUCAAUUUCCACUUGAUUAUGGCUGAUCUUAUUGGUUAUCAUUUUGCUUCAAUCGUCUAUUCAGGUUUGAGCAUCACUCGCUACUUUUUCGUUUAUUCUUGAAGUCUGGUUGCCAUUACUCUACCUGCCUUAUUUCACAUUGCCCUUUUCUUUACAAUUAGAUUGGUUGCUAUCUCUGUGCCUAUGGUGACCGCCUGUAAUCUUCUGUUUACCACAGAGAAAGUGAUGAAGAUGACAUUGACAUACAGGAUCUCGUGACGUCUUUCUCUGGUCUUGAAGAGAAGGUCCUUGAACAUUAUACUUUUGCAAAGGUAUACUACAGGUUAUUCAUUUGCUUUUUAGCUCAACCAUACUGCACAAUGCGCACACAUGGAGCUUGAAGGCUUGUUCGUAAAGUCACGAGGUCACCCGUGUUGGCGGGGAACAAAAGAUGGUCCAGUGACUGGUGUGUGCUGAACAGCGCUGGAAAUUAGAUAAACCGAGCUUCUUGCAUGGAAAAACUUCAUCGUUUCAACUGUUCAUGGGGCUUAUUACUUUGUUUGGGACAUAAUAGUAUUCCUUCUCCUUGUAGAUUUUUUAUUACUUUUACAAGCAGUAGCAUCACUGUUAAUUGGUAAAAACUUCCAAAGGUCAAGCUUAAACUUAAAAUGACGAUGAAAAUCAAGUUGUUAUCUACAAGUCAGAUAUCAAAGUAGGAUGCUUGGCUCUACUUUUUUAUUUCGUUGUCUAAACUUCUCCAUAUUUUUAUUGCAGGCAAAUUUGAUAAGGACAUCAGCUAUGAACUAUUUGCUGAACACUGGGAUCCAAUGGGGAGCAGCUCCUGCUGUCAAAGGCGUUCGUGAUGCAGCUGUGGAAUUGUUGCACACUCUGGUCUCGGUGCAUGCUGAGGUGUUUGCUGGUGCAAAGCCCCUCUUGGACAGGACACUUGGCAUUCUCGUGGAGGGUCUGAUUGAUACAUUUCUUAGCCUUUUUCACGAAAAUGAAGAUGGUGAAUUUAGGUCGCUAGAUGCGAAUGGUUUUUGUCAGAUGAUGAUUGAGCUCGAAUAUUUUGAGACCGUAUUGAACCCAUAUUUCACACCUGCUGCAAGAGAGUCGCUGAAGUCCUUGCAAGGAGUGCUGUUGGAGAAAGCCACCGAGAAUGUCUCUGAAGUUGCCGAGAAUCCAGGCCACCAACGUCGGUCAACUCGUGGGAGCGAGGAUGCAGCUUCGGACGACAGGCAGCAGGGCGGAAUGACUGUAUCUCCAGAUGACCUGAUCGCUCUUGCUCAGCAAUGCAGCGCAGAGUUGCUGCAAGACGAGCUGGAGAGAACUCGCAUCAACACAGCAUGCUUCAUCGAGUCAGUUCCCUUGGACACGAUGCCAGAUAAAGACGCAUUUGACUUGAGAGGGUCAGAGGAUUCUCCGACCCAAUACUACCAAGAGUCGGCCCCCAAGCCGUUAGUUCCAGCUCCUCCUGGAUACUCCUCCAGAGGCAAGCGCCGAUGAUGAUCUUGGAGACGACGCCUUGCUACUCGUUGUGCGCGGAGUUUUGUUUCUUGUUUUUGUGCAUUGUGUAGCUUGUUGCAUGUUAGCUCUGUAGAUCCAGUAGAGCAAAGAAGAACGAAAUAUUUGGUGUGGUCCUUUUAGGCCUUUCUAUUCUGUUUUAUUUUCUUAGAAAAGCUUUUUUUUUUUUACUUUCAAUACAAAUGAGUGUAGGAAAAAGAAAGAAAGAAAGAAAGAGGACGCAGCUGAAAAUUGGUUAUUGGAUUGGAUUGUAUCACAUUCUUGCCUUCUUUGUUACCCCAUAAUGAGCUCCCGGUGUUUCAUAGUUGUUCUCAGUAGGGAUGCCGAUUUCGACAGUUCUCG
This is a messenger RNA of Linum tenue, 4777 nucleotides long. The record is from the annotation of a GenBank genome assembly. NCBI's taxonomy places the organism in Eukaryota, Viridiplantae, Streptophyta, Magnoliopsida, Malpighiales, Linaceae.